UUUCCAUUGAGCAUUUACUUUAUUUCUUUCUAUAAAUAUCAUCUCAAUAUUCUCAAAACUCACACUCAUCCACCAAAAAAAUGAGAAGUAUAUUACUAAGCCUCGCUUUGUUAGCAACUUUAGGUUUCAGUGUGGUGAGUAAAACACCAUGUGGAUCAAAGACAUGUGGCAAUGGUGAGUGUUGUAGCAAAUAUGGGUUUUGCGGCAAAGGUAAAGAUUAUUGUGGUGCAAAUUGCAGAGGAGGCCCUUGUACAAUAAAUGAUGUUUCGGUUGCUAAAAUCGUCACACCACAAUUCUUCGAUGGAAUAAAGAAUAAGAUUGCUAAUCAAAACUGUCCAGGCAAGAAAUUCUACACCCGACAGGCUUUUCUCGUUGCUUUGAACUCAUAUAGUCAUUUUGCUAGAAUUGGCACUCUUGCUGAUUCCAAACGUGAGAUUGCAGCAUUUUUCGCUCAUGUCACUUUUGAGACUCGAUAUUUUUGCUUCAAGGAAGAGAUUGGAAAUCGAAAUGAAAAGUAUUGCGAUCAAAGUUAUAAGCAGUAUCCAUGUAACCCGAAAAAGAGAUACGAUGGGCGUGGUCCUCUCCAAUUAUCAUGGAACUACAAUUAUGGUGGAGCUGGGAAAGCCAACAACUUCGAUGGGUUAAAUUUUCCUGAAAUAGUGGCCAAUAAUCCUGUCAUUUCUUUUAAGACAGCCUUGUGGUUUUGGGUGGAGAAUGUUAGUCCUGUCAUAGAACAAGGUUUUGGAGCAAGUAUUAGAAAAAUAAAUAGAAUAGAAUGUGGUGGUAAACAACGUGUAAAAGUUAAAGCUCGGGUUGACUUGUACCGCAACUAUUGUCGCCAAUUCGGUGUUAAACCUGGAAGAAAUCUUUUCUGUUAGGAUCUCAUUAUGUUAUGUUAGAAUAUGGUGUUUCAAUGUAACUUACUAUAAUAAUAUUUGUAGUCCUCUAA
Cannabis sativa is the source of this 949-nucleotide messenger RNA. RefSeq names its product endochitinase EP3-like. Lineage: Eukaryota; Viridiplantae; Streptophyta; Magnoliopsida; Rosales; Cannabaceae. Gene Ontology annotation, molecular function: chitin binding; chitinase activity. Bases 81 to 878 code for a protein of 265 amino acids. The transcript has 2 exons. Gene Ontology annotation, biological process: cell wall macromolecule catabolic process; carbohydrate metabolic process; chitin catabolic process. The record is from RefSeq and is a predicted model, not a curated record.